This is a messenger RNA of Suncus etruscus (white-toothed pygmy shrew), 1026 nucleotides long. RefSeq names its product thymus, brain and testes associated (gene TBATA). Lineage: Eukaryota; Metazoa; Chordata; Mammalia; Eulipotyphla; Soricidae. The coding region runs from base 1 to 1026 and encodes 341 amino acids. The record is from RefSeq and is a predicted model, not a curated record. The transcript is spliced from 9 exons.
AUGACCACAGAGGUGAACAUGCAAUUGGUUGAGCACCCACCCACCAGUGCGAAGAUUGAGCCGAAGUCCGAAAAAAAAUUGGGGCUUAGGCCCAAAAGCCAUGAGAAUGGCAGGCUGCAGAAAGAACUAGUGGUUCCGGAGAUGCUGGAAUUUACUCCGAUCCAGAAAGAGCCCAAAUCCUUGAGCACCUACCGCUUCGGCAACCUCAGCCAUCACUCUUUCUUCUCCCGACACCACCCGCACCCCCAGCACAUGGGCCACAUUCAAGAUCUGGCUGGGAACCGUGUGUGCACAGUCAGAGAAGUGCUUUCUUAUACCCAGCUGCCUCACCACUCGAACUUGGGGUGCUUUGUGAAGAUGCCUCACCUCUCUACCCCCGUGGGAGACCCACAGUCCAAUCGGGAACCACUGCUAUUCUCUGAGGCCUGGAAGAAGGAAUUGAAGGAGCUUUCCUCCCAGCUGACCAUCUCUACCACCCACCAGCCAAAAGACAAAAGGGAGGAAAAGGAACUUCAGCGGGAGCAGGGGGCCAAGUACUCAGCACAGACGGGGCGGCUCAUCCCCCCACCCACCAGAGCCACCAGCCACCGCAUCCCCUAUCAGACGCGAGGCAAAGCAGCCCGGAGAAAAUAUGGUGGCCCCCAGGCCUUCAUCCUAGAGGACCAGGAGCUGCUGGUUCUGGAGCUCCUGUGUCAAAUCCUGCAAACAGAUUGCUUGACUUCUAUCCAAUUGUGGCUGCUUGGCGCUCCUCAAAAAGAGAAAGAGCUCGCCAUCAGGCUUUUGAACACAGCAGUGGCCCAGCUCCCUUCCCCACCUUCCGUUUCUCUCUUGGAGGAGAAACUCCUCAGUCAACUCCAAGAAGUUCAAGAGCAAAAGAGAAACUUGCUUACAUCCUACAGCCUAUCCCAGAAGAAGUUGCCACCUUUACAAAGAAGCGAAAAACCAGAGUAUCUGGGGAAGGCACAGGUCCUUCGAAUGCCUUUGCAGCACUGUCCAGAGGAAAAAGUGGUUUUGCCCAAAACCUGA